This is a messenger RNA of Fusarium pseudograminearum CS3096, 2256 nucleotides long. RefSeq lists its product as uncharacterized. Bases 1 to 2256 code for a protein of 751 amino acids. Gene Ontology annotation, molecular function: mRNA binding. Lineage: Eukaryota; Fungi; Ascomycota; Sordariomycetes; Hypocreales; Nectriaceae. Gene Ontology annotation, biological process: mRNA processing. The record is from RefSeq and is a predicted model, not a curated record. The transcript has 4 exons. Gene Ontology annotation, cellular component: spliceosomal complex.
AUGGCAUAUAAUCCUUAUGGCAACAAUCCCUAUGGUGCGCCUCCUGCCUAUGGAGGUUAUCCUGGAUCAAACAAUGCUCCCCCAGGAAUGGCUCCUCCACCUGGUCUAGGACCUCCUCCAGGCAUGUCUUCUGCUCCGGGAAUGGCGCCUCCAGGUGUCCAGCAGUCUAGCGCCCAGCAAGCUAAUCGUCCAAGCGGCCUUCCACCCAGCUUCCAAGCGCCUGCCAAUAUGCCCAACAUAAACUUCAACGCCCCCGUGAUUCGACUCGGUACCUCUCAGCAAGGGAAAGCCGGUGCGCCUACAGGCGGUCGCGACAUGCCUGGUCCUAAUGGUGGACGACCUGGACUCGGCAUGGAAAGAGGAAUGGAUCGCGAUCGAGGAGCAAGGGAAGCGCCCCAAGUGCUUGUUCCCCCUACGAACGAAGAGAAGCUCCGAACGAUCUUUAUACACCAGAUUUCUGAAGGCGUUGGCGGCGAUGACGGUAUUCAACGGCUGUUGGGUGCUGUUGGAAAGCUGCGGAAGUGGGAUUCCGCAGUGAGUGUCACAGAUGACCACAAAGGCGUUAAGUUUGGUUUCGCUCUAUUUGACGAUCCAUGGUCACUGAGCUCCGCAGUCAAGCUACUUCACGAGGAACAAAUCGACGUUCCUGUCAAGCGCCAACCGGUAUCCGUUGAUGGACCCAAGGACGACACAUACGAGGGUAUUGAAAAGACAAAGCUUCAAGUGACGGUCGACGAGAGUUCGCUUAAGUAUCUCGAAUCUUACGAAGACGCCCAAGACGAUUCCAUUGGGAUUGAGAAGCUUGAAGCCGCGAGGGCAGCACUAAAGCACGCCGUUCGCGAUCUUUUCUACCCAAAGACCAACAUUUCUAGCGAAGAUAUCACAAUGGGCAACACGGAGUCUGGCGAGAACGUCGAAGUGGUUAAUAUUCCUUUGGCGCAAGAGGACGAACUUGCGGAUAUCCCCGCUGAGAUGCGAGAAGUCGUUGCGCAAGAGAUCGCUGCGUUUCGCGAGAGGAGUACCCAGCGAGAUUUGGAGCGUCUGCGAAAGGAAGAAGAGAUGGAAGAGAUGGAGCGACGACGAAACGGGCCAUCACGAACAUCUCGACUUGAAUCACCACCAGCUAGCACCAACAACAUUCCUCUUGGCCCAAGAGGUAGCAUCGCAAAUGCUCCGUCGGGUCCUAAGGGACAAAAUGGACAGAACCGGGUUGCCUUUGUAAAUGGUGGCAUUUCCAACACAGACCUUUCCAUCCACCAAGAGGACGACGACACAGACGCAAGCGAUGAGGAGCUUUACCGACGAUACAAGUCCAAGAAGGACGAGGAAGAUGACAAAGCGUAUCUCGAGGCCGAGAGAAAAUGGUCUAACAGAGAACGAUCAAGGCAGGCAGCAAUAGAUCGAGAGCGCGAGCGAGAACGUCAAGAUGCCGAGUCAUUUGAAAGAAGAAAGGAAGAGCAGCUAGAGAGAGAAAAGGCCUGGGACGAUGAGAAAGAAGCAGGUCGUAAGACUCACCAAUACUAUCGCGAUCACAGUGUCUGGGCUCGUAAGAGGGCAGCCGACCGAGCAGAUGAAGAGGCACAAGACGAAGCCGACAGGAGAGCAGAGCACGACGAACAGCGUCGCGAAAAGGUCGAGAUGGAGCGUGCACGCGGUAUGGCCGACUCGUUCCUCGACAAGCAAGCUGAAGAAUUGGAGGAGGAGCGACAAGCUCCCGCCGCCACCGCACCGCAGCCAUUUAAGCUGUCCCUCGGAGCCGCGGCUCAGAAGGCCCAGGCAUCCAGGGCAGCUCCUCAACGGCGCACCAUUGCGGAGGUUGAAGGUCUCUUGGACGAUGAAGAGGCUGAUUCUUCUACCAAGCGACAGCUAAUUCCCAUCCAAUUCGAGCCUUCUUCCGCAACGGCACAUAUGACGGAGGAGGAGAUCUCGCAAGCAGUGCGAUCCCUUGCCCAGGAAAUUCCAUCGGACAAGGAUGGUCUUUGGGGGUGGUCCGUCAAGUGGGAUUACAUGGACGGUUCUGUCAUUAAGGAUAAGCUACGUCCGUUUGUUGAGAAGAAGAUUGUCGAGUAUCUUGGUGUCCAGGAGGAGAUGCUUGUCGAAGCAGUGGAGGAGCACCUCCGCGCUCAUGGCACAGCAGCCGCUCUAGUAGAAGAGCUAGAAGGCGCCCUCGACGACGAAGCAGAGGAUCUCGUCAAGAAGCUCUGGCGUAUGGUCAUCUUCUUCACAGAAAGCGAGAAACGAGGUCUCCCCGCAUAA